AUGAAAAUCGCCUGUCUUCUCGCCCUUGCUGGCACUUUAACAAGAGUUGAUGCUCAUGGCUACUUGACGAUUCCGUAUAGUCGCACCCGACUUGGAUUCGAGGCUGGAAUUGACACAUGCCCUGAGUGCUCCAUUCUCGAGCCAGUUGAAUCAUGGCCCGACCUAGAAGUUGCUGAAGUGGGUCGCAGCGGACCGUGUGGCUACAACGCGAGAGUGAGCGUAGACUACAACCAGCCAAGUGACUACUGGGGAAACUCAGUUGUUGCUACCUAUGCUGGCGGAGACAUCAUCGAAGUACAAUGGUGUGUCGACAACAAUGGUGAUCACGGUGGAAUGUUCACCUACGGAAUUUGCCAAAACCAGACACUUGUUGAUCUGUUCCUCGAUCCUGACUACCUCCCCAGUACCGAUGAGAAACAAUUGGCAGAAGACUGUUUCUUGGAGGGAGAGCUAAAGUGUACGGAUGUGGAUGGACAGACCUGUGGAUACAAUCCAGAUUGCACCUCCGAUGAAGCAUGCUAUCGGAAUGACUGGUUUACCUGCAAUGCAUUUGCAGCAACUACCAAUCGCGGCUGCGAGGGAGUCGAUGGAGCUGCAGAAUUCUCCUGUACGACAACUAUCUCGGGUGGCUAUACUGUAACGAAAAAGAUCAAGAUACCAGACUACAACUCAGACCAUACUCUGCUUCGAUUCCGAUGGAAUUCGUAUCAGACUGGUCAAAUCUAUCUACAUUGUGCGGAUAUUGCCAUUUCUGGGUCUGGGUCCGGCUCGAGCAGCAGUACCACGAGCAGCAGCAGUACGACUACAAGCAAGGCUACAAGUACAACCAGUGUCUCAACAACUACCUCAACGUGUACAGCGGCGACUAGUGUAGUGGUUACAUUUGACGAAUUGGUGACCACAACAUAUGGCGAAAAUGUGUACAUUUCGGGAUCCAUUAGCCAACUUGGCUCCUGGGACACAUCCUCUGCGGUCGCUUUAUCCGCUAGCUCCUACACAUCUUCCAAUCCACUGUGGCUGGCGACGAUCAGCCUUCCGGCUGGCACCAGCUUCGAGUAUAAAUUCAUCAAAAAGGAGACAGAUGGCAGUAUUGUUUGGGAGAGCGAUCCAAAUCGGAGCUACACCGUGCCGACUGGAUGCUCUGGAGCGACAGCUACCGUGUCGGCGACAUGGAGAUAG
Molecule: messenger RNA, 1179 nt
Organism: Penicillium malachiteum
Lineage: Eukaryota; Fungi; Ascomycota; Eurotiomycetes; Eurotiales; Aspergillaceae
Exons: 2
Coding region: 1-1179 (392 amino acids)
Molecular function (GO): starch binding
Source: RefSeq, a predicted model, not a curated record